AUGUUCAACAGCGGCAACAUUCGACGACAAAUCGGAAUCGUCAAAAAACGCCUCCUCCAACAAUGCGAAUUAAUUCAACAGCUCCUCCUGGACUACAACGUACAAAAGAAGCAACCAGUCUUCGAACAACUCAGCAACGACGAAAUCGCAGAGUUCAGACGCGACCUCACAGAGGCUCACUUUCAACUUCACCGCUCUUAUUCAAAGAUUCAACAACUACACGACAGCUGGUCCGAUGCACGAAAUGCCGAUCGAAAAGAAGAAGAGGUCUACGCUGACUACAUCAACAAAUACGGCGACUAUACGAAAGCUGUACAAGAAGCGGUCACCUCAUUGGAAAACGCCGACGAAAUCCUCAAUGCUGUCGAUGCCGAGUUCAUGAAGCGCCAUCUACCGAUUCCUGCCGACAGAGAAGACAACACUUCAAUUCUACAAAAGGCCUCUGCAGAUCUUCACAACAACAGCAAUCUCAAAGUCGAAACAGAUUCGAGAACAAAUCCACAUCACCGUGACCAGACCAUUGGACAAGCUGCUGCAACGAUGAAUUUCGUAGACGCCUCAAUACUCAGUCGAUUGGAUCUGCCAACAUUCGAUGGGAAUUUGCUCGAGUAUGCAGAAUUUUUCGCCAGAUUCCGUGCGCUCAUCGGAGACAAGAAGCAACUGGAUGACGCAACGAAGUUUUCCCUACUGAAAUCGUGCCUAAAAGGACGAGCCCUGCAAUCAAUUCAAGGAUUGGCACUCACCGGACAAAACUACCACAUUGCAUUGGACAUUCUCAAAUCAAGGUACGACGACAAAGUAACAACUCGACAUAUACUCUUCAGCCAACUCGCUAACCUCCCAUCGUGUGAUCCAGAAGGAAAACAUCUACAAUCUCUGUACAACAAAAUGUUCUCUUUGACACGUCAAUUCUGCUCAUAUGAGGAUGACUCGAAGGAGAUAGCCCUCGGUGCAAUCUUGCUCAACAAACUCCCUCGAUAUGUGCGCAGCAAAAUCUACGACAGAACUGGCAACACACACAACCUUGCUCCAAGUGAACUUCUCGACGUGCUGACAGACAUCGUUCACAAGGAAUCAACGCUUCAAGAAAUCGACUUCCACUGCAAACGAUUCCAUCAACAACACGAAGAAGGAUACGUUGGCGUACAGAAACAGCAAAAACGAUCCACUCCAUUCAAUCCGUCGAAUCGAUCAUCAAGUGAAACAAGAAGUUCUCCAAACAAGAGGACCAAAUUCCGAAAGUGCUCAUUCUGUGAGUCGAUUCAGCAUAACACUUUUACUUGCACUAAAUUCAUCACCCCUCAGCAACGAGCGCAAGUCGUAAGGGACAAAAGGUUAUGCUUCAACUGCCUGUCAAGUAAACAUCGCACUCGAGAAUGUCUUUCGAAUAGAUGCUGCCAGAAUUGUGCGAAACGGCAUCAUACGUCUAUCUGCAAUCUACCAAAGCGCCAAGAACCGGGACGGCCUUCGCGUCUACCAGUGCACGACAAGACUACACAACGACAGGAGCGCAAAAGCCAGGUACAUUUCGUCGAUGAUUCAAUGCAAGACGCGAUCGACAAAGAUAGUAACAUUAAACUUCAAAGAAACAGCGACGUAGUGGCAGCAUUACAUGACUCAAGAAUUCCGUCAGCAAAACAAGUGUUGAUGAUGUGCACCGAAGUCAAUGUAUUCAAUCCGUCGAAUCCGAGCAAAUCUACCAAGACGAUGGCAUUUUUGGACAGUGGAUCAAGCAAGAGCUACAUUACCACCGACCUUGCAAAGUUUCUCGAACUACCAGAAGAUGAGAAAGGAGAGAUCUCAAUGUACACAUUUGGUACAUCGGAGGCAACACCAUUUCCCGUAACGCUUCAUACAAUUGGAAUGUACACAAGUAAAGGAAGGCGUUUCCUAGAUGUUCGAGCCCUUCGAACACUCACGAAAGAAUUGCAAACCAUCACCUUCACUGAUGAAUCAAUCGACGAAUUGCAAUGGACUACAAUCUCAAGGAAACCCUCUCUGUUGAUCGGCUCAGAUUACUUCUGGGAAAUUCUACUUUCAGAAGAAUUCUACGUCAAAAAUCUAUCAAACGGAUACCACCUCGUCCACUCUUCAAUUGGAGAUAUUGUAACAGGAAAGCCACUACCAACACUGAAGAAUUCCGAUUAUUGUUACAACUCAUUGCCCAUGAGCAACGAAACGCUGGACACACUUGUGCACCGCUUCUGGGAUCUGGAAACUGAAGGGGUUGUUGACAGCCCUCGCACAGCCGAAGACGAUGAGUGCCUGAGGAAGCAGUCUAAGAGACUCUUCCAAAAGGCAGGAAUGAAUCUUCGCCAAUACUGCAGUAAUUCCAGAGAACUGAAUGAAUUCUUCACAGAAGAAGAAAAAUCAGUUCCUCCCAAUAACAACAAAAUUCUAGGAAUUUCGUGGAACAUGACAGAAGACACGCUGUCCAUACAACUACCAACGAUUCCAGCAGAAGAAUCCAACUGGACAAAACGAAAAGUCCUAAAAGCAAUCGCCAGCACAUACGAUCCACUUGGUUUGUGUUCUCCUGCACUUUUUUCCAGCAAAGUCUUCCUGCAAUCAUUGUGGAAGGAGUGCCUCUCUUGGGACCAAACCCUGCCAAGUGAACUGAUGGAGAACUGGAAAACCAUCACCUCGAAGUGGACAAGCACAACAUUCACUAUCCCACGACAAGUAACUACAGGUACCAAAUCAUCACUCUUCGAAAUACAUGUCUUCUCAGACGCUUCUGUAGCCGGAUACUGCGCAGUAGCCUAUAUAGUGGAGAUUUCUGAGACACGAAAGUCAUCACUACUCAUGUCCAAAACUCGACUCGCUCCACUGAAAGACACAAAUGGAUCUCAACUUCUUAAGCACAUCAGCAAGAAUUUGGACAUGGAAGUAACGAAGACGAUCAUUUGGUCAGAUAGCAGUGUUGCCCUCACAUGGAUUAAAACAGGAAAGGAUCUCCCGCUGUUUAUUCGCAAUCGUGUGAAAUCUAUCCGAGAAAAUGCACCGGACACAAAGUUACGCUACGUACCAAGUAAAGAUAAUCCGGCUGAUGUGGGCAGUAGAGGAGCAAACGCAGAUGAUCUACAAAACUUCCAACUAUGGUGGAAAGGCCCAGACUUUCUAUCUCAGCCUGAGAAUAUGUGGCCAGUUGACAUUACAUCCGAUCCUGCUGUACAUGCGUUGUCCGAUCCUGCUGUACAUGCGUUGCAUGCGGAAGAAGAAAAGCGAUCACCCUGCCUAAUCGACACUACUCGUUUUAGCACAUGGAAGAGGUUAGUUCGCACGAUGUACACUAUCCUUCUGUUCCUCACGAAGAAAUCAGCAAAAGCACGUCAAGUCUUUGGACAAUCCCCAUCAAUGCUAUUCGACAAAGCAGCAGCCAUAUUGUUUCGCUUUGCACAGGAGGAAAACCCACCUUCUUCCACACUGAAGAAGCAACUACAGCUUUACAAAUGUAAUACUCUGUGGAGAUCAAAAGGACGAAUUUCGAACGCAGAUCUGCCGCAGGAGACGACAACUCCAAUUUUCCUUCCACGGAAAAACUACGUAACAUCGCUUUAUAUACUUCACAUUCAUCAAGAAAAUCAUCACAGUGGAGUGAAUCAAACAUUGUGCGAAGUACGACGUAACGUAUGGAUACCAAAAGGUCGGACAACAGUCAAGCGAGUCAUCAAUAACUCAUGUUAUCAUUGCAAACGGUACAAGGCUCGACCAUUCAUGCUCCCGGAAUUUCCAGCACAUCCGGAAAGAAGAGUAAGAAAACCACAAUACCCAUUCGAAAAUUGUGGGAUGGAUUCCACAGGACCGCUAUUUUUAAAAAACGACGAGAACACCAAUUUAAAAUACUGGAUCAUUCUGCUCACCUACUCUUUGAGUUGCUCCAUAGUUGAGAUGCGAGUUAUCAAGUCUGUGAUGGCAACCGAUAAUAACUGCAUCUGCGCUUGCUGA
Molecule: messenger RNA, 3948 nt
Organism: Ostertagia ostertagi
Lineage: Eukaryota; Metazoa; Nematoda; Chromadorea; Rhabditida; Trichostrongylidae
Source: the annotation of a GenBank genome assembly